Molecule: messenger RNA, 1700 nt
Organism: Naegleria gruberi
Lineage: Eukaryota; Heterolobosea; Eutetramitea; Acrasida; Naegleriidae
Product: amino acid transport protein
Exons: 3
Coding region: 1-1686 (561 amino acids)
Biological process (GO): amino acid transmembrane transport
Cellular component (GO): vacuolar membrane
Molecular function (GO): amino acid transmembrane transporter activity
Source: RefSeq, a predicted model, not a curated record
AUGAAUGAUAAUUCAGCCUAUUACUUGUCAUCAGAGACACCCAUAAUGAAUCCACCCUUUCUUCUUUCAUCAAAUCAAGAAGAUCCAUCAUUACUAUCAAUAAAUAAUGUUGGAUAUGGUGGAGUGGGAGAUUUGAAUGAAUCAACAGAUCAUUUACUAGGAUCCAAUGAAGUAGUUGAUAAUCAACAACAACAAUUAAAUCAUGAUGAUUUAAAUAAUGAACAUGAAGUUAUAAUUAAGAAACAACUUCCAUCUAAAACUAAUUCCUUUUCAACUUUUUUAAAUUUAACUAAAACAUUUGCAGGUGCAUCAACUUUUGCUUUACCUUGGAGUUUUAAACAAUCUGGAUUACUGACAGGUGUAUUAAUUGUAUUAUUUCUUGCUAUUUUAAGUAAUUACACAAUGAAAUUAUUGAUUAAAUGUAGAAGAUAUAUACAGUCACAAGAAGAAUAUAAAGAAUCAUCUGAAUAUUGGAAGAUUAGACCAGUAAGAUUACCAAUUUCUCAUAAAAAAGAAUUAAAUGAUGAAGGAAAAUUAAUUAAUUUACCAAUUUAUCCUAAAAAACAUUCACCACCUAAAACUAUUGAUGAAAAUGGUGAAAUUAUUACAACUAUUGAAAAGUCAAUUGAUCCAAAUGAUUAUAUUUAUGAACAAGAUAGAAUUAUAACUUAUAUUGAUAUUGGAUAUGAAGCAAUGGGUAAUUUUGGAAGUAUACUUGUAUAUGUAUUAAUGGUUAUGUGUAAUGUUGGUGUUGGUACAAUUUAUUUAGUUUUAAUGGCUGGUUGUUUAAAUGGAAUGGUUCCAGAAGUUCCAUUAAGAGUUUGGAUGUUAUUUUUCAUUCCACUUUUCAUUGUACUUUCUUGGAUUCGUUCUUACAAAUAUUUAGCACCACUCACAAUGAUUGGAACUAUUGCUUUAUUAUUGGCCCUCGGUUCUGUACUUGUUUAUGGUUUCAUUUAUCAAAGACAUAAUAUGAAAUGGCCAUGGGAAUAUGCUCAUGUUGCUUGGAUUGAACCUUCUACAUUGCCACUUUGUAUUGGUAAUGUAAUGUUCUUGUUUUGUACUCAUACAAUGAUGUUAUCAAUUGAACAAUCAAUGAAAACAAGAAAAAGAUACUAUACUACUCUCAAUUUUUCAUUCAUUUUUGUAGUUAUUGUUAAUUUGACAUUUGGAUUGUUGGUAUUUGAAUUCUUCCCUUAUAAUAUUGAACAAAGUGCAACUGAAAAUCUUCCACAGAAUUCCAUUUUUGUCUAUAUAAUUCAAUCAUGUUUAUGUUUAGAAGUUAUAUUAACAUAUACAGUUGUAUUAAUGCCAGUUGGUGAAUUAUUUGAUGAAAAGAUUUUACAAAAAUUAUUAGAAAAAUUGAAGAGAUUUGUCAAGAAUCAAAAAUUCUCUAAAUUUCUCUAUUUCCUACUGAGUGUAUUAUUUAGAAGUUUAAUUGUUGUUAUAACAGUUGGAUUAGCAGAGGUAUUUGGUGAUAGAUUUGGAGUAGUCAUGUCAUUCAUUGGCGCACUUUCACCAAAUCCAUUAGCUUUUGUUUUACCUCCACUUUUUUAUUUAAUUAUUAUGAGAAAGACAAUUUCAUUACCUACUUUUAUUUUAAAUGCUUUUAUUAUUGUAUUUGGUGUUUUAACAAUGGUAUGGAAUACUUAUUCAAGUAUAAUGUCAAUAAUUAAUGAAAAAUAAAUGAAAAAUAAAUG